AUGGAAGACAUAUUAGAACCAGCUGUGAAUCUCGUUGAGAACCUACAUAAGGAAGGCUUCGAUGAAGGCUACGGAGACGGCCUAGUCGCCGGAAAAGAGGAGGCAAAGGAAGUGGGCCUCAAGCACGGCUUUGAGGUGGGCGAGGAGCUCGGCUUCUACCGGGGCUGCUCGGACGUGUGGAACUCUGCAAUCCGGGUCGACCCGACCCCGUUCUCGCUUCGGGUCCAGAAGGGUGUGAAGCAGAUGGAGGAGUUGAUUGAGAAAUACCCAGUUAUGGAACCCGAGGACGAGAGCGUCCAAGAUGUAAUGGAGGCUCUGAGGUUGAAGUUCAGGGCGGUUUGUGCUUCAAUGGGUGUGAAAUUGGGGUAUAAGGGGUAUCCGGGAGCUGCUUCUGAAGCUAAGCAGAUGUCGUAUUGA
Molecule: messenger RNA, 417 nt
Organism: Prunus armeniaca (apricot)
Lineage: Eukaryota; Viridiplantae; Streptophyta; Magnoliopsida; Rosales; Rosaceae
Source: the annotation of a GenBank genome assembly